GAGUCAUGUUGCUACAGACGCCCAUCUAGCAACAGCGCAUGCGCGGACAGAACAGCAACAACGCACCCAGGGUACUACGCAGCAAACUAACUCUUUUGAGGAUUCUGAGGAAUGGCGGUGAAUGUGCACUCCACUUCUAUGACCAUAGAGAACAUGAGUAGACAUGACAUGCUCGCUUGGGUCAACGAUUCUCUGCAGCUCAACUACACUAAAAUAGAGCAGCUCGGUUCAGGUGCAGCAUAUUGCCAUUUUAUGGACAUGCUGUUCCCAGGGUGUAUUCCUCUGAAGAAAGUGAAGUUUCAGGCCAAACUGGAGCAUGAGUACAUCAAUAAUUUCAAGGUGCUACAAGGAGCCUUCAAGAGAAUGAAAGUAGACAAGAUCAUCCCGGUUGAAAAGCUGGUGAAAGGUAAGUUCCAGGAUAACUUUGAGUUUCUUCAGUGGUUUAAGAAAUUCUUUGACGCAAACUACGACGGGAAAGAGUACGACCCUCACGCAGCACGACAAGGCCAUGAAGUCUCGCCUACACCCAAACCAGAGUGCUUGAUUGGUGUAGGACCACAGAGGACUUCACCAACAGUGCCCAAAACCGUGCCAACUCCUCAGCGGCCAAUCAGCUCUGUCCCGACAAAUAUUAAACGGAGCAUACCUGUGUUACGGAACGGAGGAAGUGAGGCAGAGCUUAUGGAACUCAACCAGCAGCUGAUGGACCUGAAGGUGACCGUGGAUGGCCUGGAGAAGGAGAGAGACUUUUACUUUGGCAAACUGCGUGAUAUCGAGCUCAUCUGCCAGGAGCAUGAGAGUGAAAACAACCCAGUCCUCGCGAAGGUUUUCGACGUCCUCUAUGCUACUGAGGCUGGUUUUGCUCCUCCAGAGGAUGAUGAAAUUGCUGAACACCCACAAGACCCGGACGAGUACUAAACUCUUUAAAAACGUUGCUUCACCUGAUAGCAAAAUGUCCAAAUGGUUCGCAUUUUGCAUUCAUGAUUUUAAAUUCUUUUGGGGUUUUGAGAGGAUGUUUCUACUAUAGAGAAACUAACUUAUAUGUUUGGGGAAAAAAAAAAAAAAAAGAAUAACGAGUGAUCAGAGAGACCCUGUGAAUUUUACAGCUGUGUGAACAAGCCUGGAUUCCAGCUGCAUUUCAUCCCAUACCUUCUCGAACGAAACGAGUUCAGCAUCGCGGCAUGUGAGCAAUGACACUACUAAACUGAGAUGAGUGCAUGUAGAAUUAUGAACAGGACGCUGAAAAUUCACGUCCACGUAAAUGUAUUUUGGUAAUCUGGAAAAAUUAAAGCUAUGUUCUCUCUGAUUAUUGAGCUCGAGCUUAGUGUGUGCACUUUGGAGCUGUAAUUUGAGCUCGAAGCUGAAUUUUGAGAUAUAUAUGUAUAUUUAUUUAUUAAAGAUACAAUGAGACGCUAAAACCAGUUCGUAGCAACAACCUGGGUUUCAUUUUAAAAACAAAAUGAACAUUGGAGUAAAAACAUGACAACAUUAGUGGUGGAUAUUUGUUGCUGACUUUAGUGACUAAAUUAUAAAACUGACUUUUUAGCUACUAUGUCAGUGUUUGUUUAUUAUUUUUUUUUAUUAUUUUUCAUAUUUCACAUGCAUUAAUGCCAUAAAGGUUGAUUUUGAUUGACAGGAUCUGUCUGUAACUUGUUAGUUUUGUCCUUCAUUUAUUUGAGUUUUACUAUGUAAAAUAAAGUGUAUUCUGGCAACAAAAGUGUUUUUCUUUGCAUUUAAGCACGGUUUAUGUCUCUCCGACAUAUCCUAUCCUAUGUUUUCAGCUCAAUAUAGUUGAUUUUGAAACUGAACACAAACAAUCAGAUUAAUUGUGAACUUUGUAUGAUCUCUGGCCACCUAGGAUAGAUUUUUGACUGACGUGUUAGAAAGCCCUUUCCACCACCAUCAUCAAAACGCCAAUUGAGCAAAUAUCUUUUUGGAAGAAUGGGCCGUCCAGUACAUUUCCAAAGACUUGUAUACUUGAUGCCAAAGCACACUGAAGCUGUUCUGGUGGUUAGGGGUGGCCCAAAACCCUUUACAAAGACUUUUGUUGAUUUUUUCCUUUAGUUUGUCACUUGCCACAUGUGUACGUUUACCUGUGUACCGAAUAAAGUCCCACUUUCAAAAUCA
Messenger RNA from Ictalurus furcatus (blue catfish), 2127 nucleotides. It is a transcript of the gene mapre3b, whose product is annotated as microtubule-associated protein, RP/EB family, member 3b. Gene Ontology annotation, biological process: regulation of microtubule polymerization or depolymerization; spindle assembly; protein localization to microtubule plus-end. Gene Ontology annotation, cellular component: microtubule plus-end; microtubule organizing center; cytoplasmic microtubule. NCBI's taxonomy places the organism in Eukaryota, Metazoa, Chordata, Actinopteri, Siluriformes, Ictaluridae. The transcript is spliced from 8 exons. The coding region runs from base 112 to 918 and encodes 268 amino acids. The record is from RefSeq and is a predicted model, not a curated record. Gene Ontology annotation, molecular function: microtubule plus-end binding.